Molecule: messenger RNA, 2668 nt
Organism: Epinephelus fuscoguttatus (brown-marbled grouper)
Lineage: Eukaryota; Metazoa; Chordata; Actinopteri; Perciformes; Serranidae
Product: E3 ubiquitin-protein ligase TRIM21-like
Exons: 2
Coding region: 1-1524 (507 amino acids)
Molecular function (GO): protein binding; metal ion binding
Source: RefSeq, a predicted model, not a curated record
AUGAUGGCUGCCAACUGUCUGCCGAGUGAGGACCAGCUGCUGUGCAGCAUCUGCCUGGAGGUGUUCACAGAUCCAGUCACGUUACCAUGUGGACACAACUUCUGCAAAAGCUGCAUCACGCAGCACUUGAGAUUUAAUUCGCAGCGCCAGUGUCCCAUGUGUAAAGAACAAGUUAAUAGAAAAUGUAAGCUGAAGGUGAAUACCUUCAUAUCUGAGAUGGCUGCUCAGUUCAGACAGUCAGCUGAAAGGAAAUCAGGGGACAGCUCAGAGCAACAAGUUGAGACACCUGCAGAAGCUUCCUCUGACGUUCCUAUUGGAACCAAACGCACUAGGCUGAAGUCCUGCCUGUGGUUAGGCCUGGCAUGUCUGACCGUCGGCUUAGCAAUUAACUACCAGCUUCAUCAAACAAUAUCCAGCCUGAAAAUCCAUCAGCUGUUUGGCGCUGAUGCAAGUCACAAAUUUCACCACAUUGUUCCUCUGAAAGAAGAAUACGAAGUGAAAAAGACAGAGCUUUUGAAAACAGAGGCUGCAAUUUUGUAUAAGAUCGUGGAGAGGCAACUGAAGCUUCAGGAGAUCAGACAAUGGGCGAAGCUCAGCAAGGAAGCUACAGACAGAGAGAGGGCUGAUGGUGUUCAGGUCUUCAACACUUUGAUCCAGUCUUUGGAAAGAGCUCAGGCCGAGCUCAUCGGGAUGACUGAAGCCAAGCAGAAAACCACAAAUAAACAGGCCAAAGAUUUCAUCCAAGGGCUGGAGCAGGAAAUCUCUGAGCUGAUCAGGAGACGCGAUGAGGUGAAGCAGCUCUCACGCUCAGAGGACCACCUCCACUUCCUCCAGAGCUUCCCAUCUGUGACUGCAGCUCCACUCGCCAACAAGUUGCCAGAGUUCAGUGUCUGUCCAGCAUCGUAUGGACGAAUCCUGAGGACAACUCUGGUGACUGCGGUGGAUCAGCUGACGAAGUCAGCCAGAAAUAAGAUGGAGAAGCUGGAUGAAGCUGAUCUGAAGAGCAUUCAGCAGACAGCAGUAGAUGUGACUCUGGAUCCUGACACUGCACAUCCUACUCUGAUUCUGUCUGAUGAUGGGAAACAAGUUCACUAUGGUGGUGAGACCGAGGAUGAAAUCCCAGACAACUUUGUCCUGGGAAAGCAGGGUUUCUCUUGUGAAAGAUUUUCCUACGAUGUUCAAGUUAAAGGGAAGACGGUGUGGGUUUUAGGAGUGGUCAAGGAGUCUGUCAGGAAUGAAGAACUUUACCAAAACUCUGAGAACGACUACUGGGCUAUACUUCAGUUUCAAAAAGACUUCUUUGCACUCACUGGCAAGGCUGUUUCUUUCUCUGUCAGUGAUCCGCCUGAGAAGGUCAGAGUGUUUGUGGAUUAUGAGGAGGGUCUGGUCUCCUUUUAUAACGCAGAUUCUGCAGCUCUUCUCUACUCCUUCACUGGCUGCUCCUUCACCGAGAAACUCUACCCAGUCUUCAGUCCUGGUUUUAGUGACUCCGCCCCUCUGAUUAUCUCCCCAGUCAACCAGUAAAGAUGAAACUAAUCAUUGCUUUUGCAACAAUCUGCUAUUUUAUACACAUUUGUUUUUUGCUCCCAUUUUUCGCAGGAUUAAGUUAAACAUAGAAAUAUUUCUCUGAAAUUUUGGUCACAAAUUUGUUAGAAUCUGUGUCAGUGAGCACUUCUCCAUCCACCUGACAGGCGUGUCUGAUUAAACAGCAUCAUUCCUACACAGGCGUGUAUUGGGACGGUCACAGUAAAAUGUGAUGUUUGAUCACACAGUGACACAAAUGGAGCGUGUUGUUAACAUGCUGACCGCCGGUAUGUCCAUCAGAGCUGCUGACUGUAAACUUAAUUAACUUAAUGUUCAAUUUGUGUUGAAAUUCUUCAGUUGUGCAGACAAAUUGCCAGCUGACCAGAUUUGUUGGCUUUUGAUAAUCUGGCCAGGGAAGAUGUUGGAUGUGGAGGUCCUGAGCUGGUGUGGCUACAUGUGGUCUGUAGUUGUGAGGCUGGUUGGAUGUACUGCAGAAUCCACAGAAACAACAUUAGGGAUGGCUUAUGUUUGGUUUGAGGGAGUGUGCCAAUGUGACGUCUGUGUCGUGUUGUGAUCAAACAUCAACUUUUCAGGUGUUCUUUCAUUGUGACCAUCCCAAAACACACCUGUCAGGUGGAUGGAUUAUUUUGGGAAAGGAGAAGUGACACUUAAGAAGGUUUAAGCAAAUUUGCGACCAAAGUUUAAGAGAAAUAUAUCAAUAAAAACAGUUUUACAUCUUUAAGUUAAACCUGUGAAAAAUGGGAGCAAAACAAACGUGUUUAGAUUUUUGUUUAGUGUACUCACAGCUGCAACAAAUUAAUUGUUAGUUGGUUUUAUUAGUGUCCUAAGUGUUAUAUUGUAGGCAACUGGACUUGCUUGAGUUUCUAAAAGACGUUUCACCUCCCAUCCAAGAGGCUGAUGAUGAAUGAUUUAACUGUCUGCACAUCAGAGGUGGGUAGUAACUAGUUACAUUUACUCAGUUACAUUUACUUGAGUAACUUUUUGGAUAAAUUGUACUUUUCAGAGUAGAUUUAAUGCAAAAUACUUUUUACUUUUACUUGAGUUAUAUUGUUUUAAAGCAACAAUACUCUUACUUGAUUUAUGUUAUGUUUGUAAAGAUUUAAUUUAUUUUUGUUUUAGUUAA